AUGUUCAAACGAAUUGUAAGAACCAGCACUCCAUUAUUGGCACUAGCAGUUGGUGUUGCUGCUUUUCCUGUCGGCUGGAGAAAAGGUAAUCUCAGAGACAAGAAGAUUUUACAUAUUAAUGAGGCAGUAGUAGAGCAAAUAGAACAGACAGAAGACUACAAGAAUUUGGUUGCUGAUCCGAAAAACGUCCAGUAUAAUUCAAGUCAUGCUUUUCCCGAUCAACAUCACAAGAAUUACGUAGGGACAGGACUCCUUUUUGGGCCCAACUUGUUCGAGAUCGAUCCGAUUGUGUUCUUAAAUGAGGAAGCAGGCGAAAUCACCAGUUUCUACCAUCUAGGAGAUAAGUUGGUCAGUCAGGACGGACAGAUCCACAAUGGUGUAGUGUCCACUAUUCUUGAUGAAGGACUAUGUUCGGCUGGAUUUCCGUUGUUGCCUUCCAAGAAGGGAGUAACGGCAUCGUUAUCUAUUGAUUUCAAGAACCAGGCUCCUCCAGGCAGCACAGUUGUAUUGCGGGCCAAAGUCGUAGAACACAAACGUAGAAAAGUAGUCAUUGAGGGAAGCUUGGAGACUUUGCCUUUUAAGAAGGGCGAGAAGCCGCUCAAGAUUGCUGAGUCCAGGUGUGUUUUAGUGGAGCCUAAGUGGUUCAAGUAUUUCUCGUGGUUUCAGAUAAUAUAG
This is a messenger RNA of Scheffersomyces stipitis CBS 6054, 675 nucleotides long. RefSeq lists its product as uncharacterized. The coding region runs from base 1 to 675 and encodes 224 amino acids. The transcript has a single exon. NCBI's taxonomy places the organism in Eukaryota, Fungi, Ascomycota, Pichiomycetes, Serinales, Debaryomycetaceae. The record is from RefSeq and is a predicted model, not a curated record.